AUGACUUUGUCGGAGGAACAGUUGACCAAGACACUGAAUAGAAUGAGUUGUCCAAGGGAGGACGAAGAUUAUGUCAAUAUAAUUAUAGAUUUCUCGUCAUGGUGUACGCAUUUUCGUACAGAGCUGCUGAAACCCCUGUUCAAGAGCCCAGACGCUUUAUUUGGCUUCUCAAAAGUGUAUAGUUUCUCUCACACAUUUCCGUUAAUAAAAACAUUGCUCUUUCAGGACAGAUAUGCCCCGCCCAACCAAGAUCCUCUAGGAGCGCCUAUGGAAGGGCCCCAGUGCGUGCAUGGUCCAGAGGCCUGGUUGGAAGGGUUGCGACAGAAAGGCUGGACAUUGACCACAAUCCUUAUAAUGAUCAUAGCUGAUCAAGCCAAGUUAUCGUUCUGCGCAUUCCCUCAAAGAAGUAUCUUAAAGACAGAAAUUUAA
Parnassius mnemosyne (clouded apollo) is the source of this 429-nucleotide messenger RNA. Lineage: Eukaryota; Metazoa; Arthropoda; Insecta; Lepidoptera; Papilionidae. The record is from the annotation of a GenBank genome assembly.